CUUGCAGGCCAGGCUGGGUAUUGGCAUAACACUGUAAGCACCUGGCCGCAGCAUGGAUCCAACAAGGAAAUGGCAUAGUAUGCCAGCCCAGCCCAGCCUGAAAAAACUUACAGACCCUAGGUAUGGGAAGCCUGGCCAGGCGCAGCACUCGGCCCUGCAAGAACUUACACGGGCGCACAUAGAGUCUUUCGACCAGGCCAUGUCAGAGGGGCUCAACCUGGCAGUGCAGGCUAUGAAACCACUGGAGUUUGCGUUCAAAAAUGAUAAAGUCACUUUUGCAAUUGUCGACGCUACGAUUAGUACUCCUAUGGUGCCAAAAGGUACUAUCUGCAGUGAGCCAAAGGUUUACCCUGCAGAAUGCAGAGGACGCAGGAGCACAUACAGAGGGAAGCUGACGGUUGAUAUUAGCUGGUCAUUAAAUGGUAUUCAAAAAGGUAUCAUAAAACAGUCCUUUGGUCAUAUGCCUAUAAUGGUGAAGUCAAAGUUCUGUAACUUGCAUGGUCUUUCACCAAAGCAACUUAUUGAACAUCAUGAAGAGGAAGAGGAAAUGGGAGGCUAUUUCAUAAUAAAUGGAAUAGAAAAAGUUAUCAGAAUGAUAAUUAUGCCUCGGAGGAAUUUUCCUAUUGCUACGAUUCGACCUAAGUGGAAAGGCAAAGGGCCUAGUUACACUCAAUACGGUAUCACAAUGCGCUGUGUCAGAGACGAACAUUCGGCAGUCAAUAUGACCCUGCAUUAUCUUGAAAAUGGCUCAGUCAUGCUGAACUUCAUAUAUCAGAAAGAACUCUUCUUUAUCCCGCUGGGGUUUGCUCUUAAGGCCCUGGUUGAUUUCUCAGAUUAUCAGAUUUUCAGUGAGUUGAUUAAAGGCAAGGAAGACAAUUCCUUCUACAGGGACUGUGUCACUCAGAUGCUUAGGAUUGUGAUGGAGGAAGGAUGUCACACUCAGAAACAAGUUCUCAGGUUUUUAGGAGAGCGAUUCCGUAUCAAGUUUUACCUUCCUGACUGGUAUACGGAUGAGAGAGCUGCAGAGCACUUAUUAAGCGAAUGCAUUUGCAUCCAUCUUAAGAACAACAUUGACAAGUUUCAAAUGCUCGCUCUGAUGACACGAAAGCUUUUCACUUUUGCCAAGGACGAAUGCAUGGAGGAAAAUCCUGACAGCUUAAUGAAUCAGGAAGUUCUGACACCAGGACAGCUUUUGUUAAUGUUUUUAAAGGAAAAAAUGGAGGGUUGGCUGGUGUUAGCGAAGCUAAACCUAGACAAAAGAGGACAAAAAACUAAUCUUGUCUUGAACACAGAAACCCUCAUGAAAAUAUUUGGUUCUACAACCGAUCUCACAAGAGCAUGUGAAUAUCUGCUGGCCACUGGCAACCUGCGAUCUAAAACGGGUCUUGGAAUGCUGCAAAAUUCUGGCCUUGUUGUAGUUGCUGACAAGCUGAAUUUCGUCCGAUACAUCUCCCAUUUCCGUUGCGUGCACAGAGGUGCUGCUUUUGCCAAGAUGAGGACCACCAGUGUGCGCCGGCUUUUGCCUGAGUCCUGGGGUUUCCUGUGCCCUGUACACACACCAGAUGGCGAGCCCUGCGGUCUCAUGAAUCACAUGACGGCAGUGUGUGAAAUUGUUACGCAGCCGAUAUCCAAUUCUUCCCUGCUCUUAUUGCUUUGCUCAUUAGGUGUCACCCCCAUAGAUGGAAUACCAGGAAAACCAUUUGUAGAUUGUUACCCAGUCAUGUUAGAUGGUGCUAUGGUGGGCUGGGUAGACAAAGACAUGGCCCCCAAUGUUGUCAACACACUGAGAACUUUCAAGGUAAUGCAAGAAAAAAAAGUACCACCUUGGACAGAAGUAGUUCUCAUUCCAAUGACUGGGAAAGCCAGCUUGUACCCCGGCAUCUUUGUGUUCACCACUCCCUGCAGGAUGAUGCGGCCAGUUAGGAACUUGACCUUGGGAAAAGAAGAGCUGAUUGGACCAUUGGAGCAGGUCUUUUUGAAUGUGGCCAUAUUUGAGGGUGAAAUUGUGCCAGGAGUAGCUACUCACCAGGAGCUGUUUCCUCACAGUAUGAUGAGUGUGGUGGCCAAUUUCAUUCCAUACUCUGACCACAACCAGAGUCCCAGGAACAUGUACCAGUGUCAGAUGGGUAAGCAAACAAUGGGCUUUCCUCUUAUGACAUAUCAAGAUCGUUCUGAUAAUAAAUUGUACCGACUACAAACCCCACAGUCUCCGCUAGUGCGCCCUGCAAUGUAUGAUCAUUAUGAAAUGGAUAACUAUCCCAUUGGCACAAACGCGAUUGUUGCAGUCAUCUCGUACACAGGUUACGAUAUGGAAGAUGCUAUGGUGUUAAAUAAAGCUUCAUGGGAAAGAGGGUUUGCUCACGGAAGUGUCUACAAGACUGAUGUCAUAGACCUGGCUAAAAAAAUUAAAGACGGAGAAGACAAUUUAGUAUUUGGGAUAAAGGCAGAUGAUUCGAGGGUUACGGGAAGGCUGGAUUAUGAUGGCCUUCCCCACGUAGGCUCUAUUUUGACUUAUGGCGACCCAUUCUAUGGUUAUCUAAAUCUCAGUACUGGAGAAAACUUUGUUGCCUACCACAAGAGUAAGGAAAACUGUGUGGUUGACAAUAUCAAAGUAUGCAGCAAUGAACUUGGCUCUGGGAGGUUUAAAUCUGUCUGCAUCACCAUGAGAAUCCCUCGAAAUCCCACCAUUGGAGAUAAAUUUGCCAGUCGGCAUGGGCAAAAAGGUAUUCUGAGCAAGCUUUGGCCAACUGAGGAUAUGCCCUUCACGGAAAGUGGAAUGGUGCCAGACAUUCUAUUCAACCCACAUGGUUUCCCUUCUAGAAUGACCAUUGGGAUGUUGAUUGAGAGCAUGGCAGGAAAAUCUGCAGCACUUCAUGGUCUUUGCCAUGAUGCCACUCCAUUCACCUUUUCUGAAGAAAAUUCUGCUCUUGAGUACUUUGGUGAAAUGCUUAAGGCAGCUGGCUAUAAUUAUUAUGGCACAGAGAAAUUGUACAGUGGCAUUAGCGGCCUGGAACUUGAAGCUGACAUUUUCAUUGGUGUGGUCUACUACCAGCGACUGCGUCACAUGGUCUCAGACAAGUUCCAAGUUAGGACAACUGGUGCAAGGGAUAAACUAACAAACCAGCCAGUUGGUGGAAGAAAUAUACAAGGAGGUAUACGUUUUGGAGAGAUGGAACGUGAUGCCCUUCUAGCUCAUGGCACCUCCUUUCUGCUCCAUGAUAGACUCUUUAACUGUUCUGAUAGAUCGGUGGCACACGUGUGUGUGGAGUGUGGUAGCUUGUUGUCACCCUUCCUGGAAAAGCCACCUCCAUCUUGGUCAUCUAUGCGCAACAGGAAGCACUAUUGUACUAUUUGCGAUCGUACUGAUACUAUUGAAACAGUGUCUGUGCCUUAUGUGUUCAGGUAUUUUGUGGCUGAGUUGGCGUCAAUGAACAUCAAAGUAAAACUGAAUGUGAGUUAAAAGACCCUGGAUUGUAGUGAAAAAAAAAAUAUAUAUAUAUAUAUAUAUAUAUUCUAAUGUGCCUUCUGGACUUGCAUCAACUGUGCACAAAUCUGUGAAUAACAAUUGCUAAGUUAUUUAGCAAGUAUAUUUCCAUACAACCUAAUAUGGGUUAGGAUACUUUUUACAAGCUGUUUAUGUGUUGGACAUUUAUGGACAUGCUUUUCCCCUUGUAAAUAGGUUUGAUUUUUGAAGGAUUCAUUGCAUAUCAUAGUAUUAACUAUAAAAUAAAGUAAAACGUAUUUUCAGGCUUA
Molecule: messenger RNA, 3753 nt
Organism: Bombina bombina (fire-bellied toad)
Lineage: Eukaryota; Metazoa; Chordata; Amphibia; Anura; Bombinatoridae
Gene: POLR1B
Product: RNA polymerase I subunit B
Exons: 15
Coding region: 53-3460 (1135 amino acids)
Biological process (GO): DNA-templated transcription
Cellular component (GO): RNA polymerase I complex; nucleus
Molecular function (GO): DNA binding; ribonucleoside binding; DNA-directed RNA polymerase activity
Source: RefSeq, a predicted model, not a curated record